GUUGAGGUAUUUUUGUUGUUUCUAACAUGGAUGGGAAACCACAGAAGUUGGAGUUACGCCGGGAAGUGGGACUGUUGGGAGGCAUGUCCCUUAUUGCUGGUACCAUGAUUGGCUCUGGAAUAUUUAUGUCUCCCCAGUCCGUGAUUCAAAACAUCGGGAGUCCUGGUGCCAGCCUUGUCAUCUGGGCAAGUUGUGGAGUACUUGCUAUGCUAGCCUCGCUAAGCUAUGCAGAACUGGGCACUGUAAUAAGGGAGUCCGGAGGGGAAUAUAUCUACAUACUGCGUACAGCAGGCCGACCCGCUGCUUUUCUUUUCAUCUUCACCUCGGUAGUGGUGGUGCGUCCUACCAGCAUGGCCGGCGUAGCGCUGAGUUUUGCCGUGAAUGCGGUGGCACCUUUUUAUCAGGACUGUCCUCCACCGGACAGUGUGGUCAAGUGUGUGGCCGCAGUAGGCAUCCUGCUGUUGGCCAUGGUGAAUUGUCUGAAUGUGCGCGCUGCGAUGAACCUCAUGGUUUUCUUCAUGGCAGCGAAAUUGCUAAGCCUGGCCAUUAUUGUGAUUGGGGGUGCCGUACUACUAGUACAAGGGAAUACAGUCAACUUUGAGAACUCAUUCGAAGGUACCAAGUUUGAUGUGAGCUCCAUCGGUGUGGCCUUUUUCCAGUGCCUUUGGUCCUAUGAUGGCUGGAACAAUUUGAAUUCAGUGACAGAAGAACUCAAAAACCCAAAGGUGAAUCUACCCAGGUCUUUGAUAAUUGCCAUUCCCAUGGUAACAGUGCUGUAUUUGCUGGUCAAUGUGAGUUACUUGGCGGCCCUGACACCACGGGACAUGAUAUCAUCAAGUGCAGUUGCCGUGACGUGGGGGAAUAAAGUGCUGGGAGGUUUGGGAUGGGUCAUGUCUAUCGCAGCAGCAUUAUCCGCCUUCGGAUCACUGAAUGGAACGUUCUUCAGUGGUGGACGGGUGUGCUUUGUGGCUGCCAGAGAAGGUCAUAUGCCAGACAUCUUGGCCAUGGCACAUGUGAAACGCCUCACCCCUUCUCCAGCUCUCAUCUUCACAACGUCCAUCUCUCUCCUCGUGCUGAUUCCUGGGGACUUCCAGAGCAUUGUCAACUUCUUCAGUUUUACAGCUUGGUUCUUUUAUGGGAUCACAAUAUGUGGUCUUCUUUAUCUAAAGAUCAGAAGACCUGACCUCCCACGGGCUUUCAAAGUUCCCAUCGUGAUCCCCAUCCUAGUGCUUUUGGCUGCAAUCUUCCUAGUCGUUGCACCAAUCAUUGAUGAUCCCAAGAUUGAGUAUCUGUACGUCACACUUUUCAUCUUCAGUGGUACCAUUAUCUAUGUGCCCUUCAUCCACUUCAAGCUCUUCCCUGGAUUACUGGACAGGGUGACUGUUUUCCUUCAGCUCUUCCUCGAGGUCGCCCCAGCUGACAAAAACUUGUAAUGAAAAAAUGCCCGAGGCUUGUUAACAAUGCCACCCCUGUCAAAGUAUUGAGAAAAGAACGUCUACCACGACACAGUCUAAUUGUGAU
Messenger RNA from Sardina pilchardus (European sardine), 1521 nucleotides. Its product is annotated as b(0,+)-type amino acid transporter 1. Gene Ontology annotation, biological process: amino acid transmembrane transport. Gene Ontology annotation, cellular component: membrane. Lineage: Eukaryota; Metazoa; Chordata; Actinopteri; Clupeiformes; Clupeidae. Gene Ontology annotation, molecular function: L-amino acid transmembrane transporter activity. The record is from RefSeq and is a predicted model, not a curated record. The coding region runs from base 27 to 1433 and encodes 468 amino acids. The transcript is spliced from 6 exons.